AUGCCACCCUCACCCGCAGUCCCCAAAUCCAACCGCAAGAGCAACCGCCAUUCCACCAUAAUCCGCCUCUUAAACUACACCGUCUUCACUUUACUCUCUACGAUACUCCUCUGCCUCAUCCUUCUCACACCCGCUGAUGCAAUCUAUCAAUGCUAUGUCACGAAACGCCUCACAAACAUCUUCAUCAUCACGGGCGGGUACGUCGUCACCUUCCUCCUCGCGGUCCUUAUCUACGCGACCCGCAUAUACACGAAUCGGAGCGUGCUAGGCGGGAUUCCUAAGGCCUGGAUUCCGGUCGAAAAAGAGGAUGUCGGGAAGAGCGUUAGGAGGCUUGUUGUAGAGGGGCUGGGAAGGAGUGCGCUCAUCGCGUGGGGGGCUAGGCCGAGGGAGGUGAAGGCGAGGGGCCAUGCACAACAAGCACAUGCUCUAGCUGAUGCAGAUGUUUAUGGACAUGACGAUGAAGAGAGGAAGGGCCUGCUCAGAGGAUUCGACUAUGAUGUCGACCCCGCGAAUCCACCUUGGGGGGUUAUUGAGCAUCCUGGGUGGUCGGCGCCGGAGUCCUCGCUGUCUACGUCUGCGCCGACAAUAACGACUGGGGACUCUCAGCCAUUACCGGGUUUGUGUUACCGCACUGUCGUCCGUGAACUGCCGCAUCUCAUCGAAGCAAAAGCCGUAUCACUUGCGCCGCCUGAUCCUGUUUUCAGGCUCCGCUCCACGAACCAAAAUUACCCUUCUCCAGAGGGAGAGGCAGACGAAUGGGCCGGCUCCGAAGAAGGACAAGAAAUCCCAGACACCCGCAUCGUCGCCAUCCUGCGACGCCCACCAACAAUGUCCCUACGGAGCUACAUCCAACAUCUAACCGAGUUGUCGAUCCUCAACCCGCCCGAAACAGGAAUUGAAUUCCUAGCCCUCUACGAGCGCGCCCGGUUCUCAGGGAAAGACCUCUACGAAGAUGAGUUCCGCGCAUUGAUGGGUGUCUUCGCCGAUCUUUUGCGCGGGAUGCGCUUCUCCGACCACCGUCUUCUAGCCAUGCAUACGCAUACAGAUGCACAUUCGCUCUUCGGGUCGCGGUCGGAAUCUGUUAUUGGGCCGUCGGAUGAAGAGGGCGAGACGGAGACUGAUACACUUGGUUCUGUGAAUUCUCCGCGAACCCGUGCCCAUGCAAGAUAUGGACAUGGUCAGUACACGACUCCAAGCCGGCCUGGAUAUCUCGACGGGAUAAAAACUGGAACCGGCGCUGGCGCUGGUGCUAGACCCGGGUCUCCGAGGGGAAGAAUUAGCGAAAUGCAGUCAUCAUCACCAUCGCAAUUACAGCCUCUGGGUCAAUGGUCUCGGACCCCUUCACCCUCAACACGUUCGCUGCAGCCGGUCCGAUCGAAUACCUCCCGGGCGGGGAGUGCGAAAAGCGGCGCGAGUUUAAGUUCGGCAUCCCGGUCGGGAUCUGGGGGAAGUGUGAUUCGGCUGGCUGAUGCGCGGACGGAGAGUGUCUCGGGAUUGCCGUAUGUUAUCGGUAGACAGGACGGCACAUAG
This is a messenger RNA of Aspergillus puulaauensis, 1530 nucleotides long. RefSeq lists its product as uncharacterized. The transcript has a single exon. NCBI's taxonomy places the organism in Eukaryota, Fungi, Ascomycota, Eurotiomycetes, Eurotiales, Aspergillaceae. The record is from RefSeq and is a predicted model, not a curated record. The coding region runs from base 1 to 1530 and encodes 509 amino acids.